This is a messenger RNA of Rhagoletis zephyria (snowberry fruit fly), 1175 nucleotides long. RefSeq names its product protein timeless homolog. The record is from RefSeq and is a predicted model, not a curated record. Gene Ontology annotation, biological process: DNA repair; replication fork arrest; entrainment of circadian clock. Gene Ontology annotation, cellular component: replication fork protection complex. Gene Ontology annotation, molecular function: DNA binding. Lineage: Eukaryota; Metazoa; Arthropoda; Insecta; Diptera; Tephritidae.
UAUGACAGUUCAUGUGCGGAUUUAAUUUUGUUUACAUCAACCAAAACAAUUGUGAAAUUUGUGUGUUUGAUACGGAAACGGUUUUGCGGUGUAGGAAAAAGUGUUAAUUCAUUUAAACAAAAUUCUAAUUUGUGUAAAGAAAGUGAAAAUUCGACGUUCGUUUGUACAGUAAUGUCUAUUUUACUCGCGGAUAUCGAUGCCACUUGCGCGGCGCUUGGCUACCACGACAAUGAUCGCUACCUGGCCGAGCCGGACGCACUGCAGGGCCUAAGGCAUUUAAUUUGGAUUUUGCGACGCGAUUUAGAAAAUCACGAAUAUCGCCGUCACUUGGGCCAUGCAAAAGUGCUACAAACAGAUUUGGUGCAUAUGCUGCAUGAUUAUGUACAAAAUAAUGAAUAUGCAGAUGCUCUUGUGCGUUUGCUGGUCAUUUUAACAAAUCCUACGUUGCUAUUAUAUCGCGAUGGACCACCAAAAGAAUUCCAUAGUCGCAAACUGUUUAUGGAAUUAAUUGAAAUUCUCCAGGGCUAUAAGAGUGCAUUCACUCAAACCAAAGUUUGGGUGCCACUAUAUGGCAUAUUGAAAAAAGGAUUAGAAAUCGACUGGGCGAUACGCAGCGAGGAGCAGAGCUUGAUGAUUGAACGCGUCCUUGUGCUGAUACGAAACGUGCUUCAAGUGCCAGCCAAUCCGGAGGCAGAAUGUCGUGCCGAUAAUGAUGCCAGUCUGCAUGACCAAGUUAUCUGGGCGCUGCAUCAGUCUGGUCUGAUGGAUUUGGUGUUGUUCGUGGUGUCAUCGCCGGAUGAGCAUCAGUUUCAUUUGCACGGUUUGGAGAUUUUGUGUCUGCUUUAUCGCGAACAAACAGCCGAAUCCCUUGCGGAUGCAUCAUUGCAACGCAGCAUCGCCGAGAAGCAACGCGACGAACAGGAAUUGCUGGCUGCGCGUCGCCGUGAACGCCAAAGGCAUCACACCAAACCGCCUGCGAUGCGGCAUUCACGUUUCGGCGGCACGUAUGUAAUACGGAAUAUGAAAUCCGUGUCGGAUCGCGACAUCAUUUGCCAUCAGCCGUUGGAACGUGUUAUGUCGAUUGAUUUCGAUCGUGAGAAGAAUCAACAGAAGCGUUCAUUUCGCCACGUUAAGGAGGAAGUACAGCUGACGCGACGCAGUGCGUUCUCAGUGCG